Messenger RNA from Ambispora leptoticha, 3456 nucleotides. Lineage: Eukaryota; Fungi; Glomeromycota; Glomeromycetes; Archaeosporales; Ambisporaceae. The record is from the annotation of a GenBank genome assembly.
AUGAGUGAAGGUGAUUCAAGAGAACAAGUUUCACCAUCUAUAACAGCGAUUAGCGGCGGCGGUAGUAGAUAUCGAUCGUUGUCGAAUUCACGCAUAUUGAAUGAAAACAAUAACAACAAUGUCGAAAACAAUUCUAGUAGUACAAAUAGUUCUCAAAUAAAUGACAACAGUAAUAACAGGACUGCUAGUACAGAUUCUCGUCGAAAUAACAGACGGCCACGUAAUUCAGACGAACAGUCGAGACCUCGCAGAAAUAGGGACAAUGUUGAGCGCUCUCAGCAACAAGCGGAGAACGCAGAUUCCAAUGACCUAGCAGGAAGUUCGAAUCUCUCUAAUUCUUCUACAAAAUCCGCGAACUCAGAAGCUGGCGAACAAUUACCGGUCAAUACCAAAGGAAAAGCUCGUGAGAUUCAAUCAUCCUCUUCGAAUGAUUUCGCUUCGAAUUCUAAAAAUCCACGAUCGAAAAGUAAGAAUUUCAGCUUUCGCUCAAAACGGGCAACAAUAAUGCGAAUGUCACAAAAUGAAAUCACUGAUGUUCUCACGUCCAUAACACACGGCCUUACAACAUCCACUUAUGAGUGUGUGAUCUGCUUCGAAUUUAUUCUUCCGAAACAUCGAACUUGGUCUUGUAAUGUGUGUUGGGUGGUACUCCAUUUACAAUGUACAGAAAAAUGGGCAAAGAAGUCGAUUACAGAAAAUAAGAGCACAAAUAAUUUGUGGUGUUGUCCAGGAUGUAGAAGUGAUUAUUAUUCUAUUCCUCGUGAUUAUUGGUGUUUUUGCGGAAAAACACGCGAUCCCGAGAUUAAUCGGUAUCUAACACCACACACAUGCGGGCAAACUUGCAAAAAAUCAAGAGACUGUCCACAUGAUUGCACAUUGCAAUGUCAUCCAGGACCAUGUCCACCAUGUAGUGCAAUGGGACCAAGGACAACUUGUUGGUGUGGUCUUCAAACUUUUCAAAAACGUUGUGUUGAUACUGACUACGUCGGAAAAUUAUCUUGUGGUGAAAAAUGUGGACGGAUGUUAGAAUGUGGCUCUCAUUAUUGUCAAAAACCAUGUCAUGGUGGUCCCUGUAAUACAUGCACUGAAAUGCAGACACAAUUGUGUUAUUGUGGAAAGAGUGAACGCAUAACUACUUGCGGUGAAGGAAAUGUCUCUAGAAGUAUAUCCAAUCGUGAAGGUGACCGUGAAUAUUGGUUCGGUCAUUUCGAAUGUGAAAAAUUAUGUGAUAGACUUCUGGAAUGCGGAAAACAUCGCUGUGAACGAAUUUGUCAUCCAGUCGAUAGAAAGCUGGAAUCUUGUCCAUACGAGCCAUCAAGGAUUGAGACAUGUCCAUGUGGCAAAAAUUCAAUUGUUUCAUUGCUCGGACGACAACGUACUUCAUGCACAGACGAAAUCCCAACCUGUAAGAAUAAGUGCCCGAAAUUGCUGCCAUGCGGCCAUUCUUGUCAAUAUAAUUGUCAUCAAGGGGCAUGUUCAACUUGUGAGGUGAUAUUGCAAGUUCGAUGUCGAUGUGGGAGUACAUUAGUUCAACGAAAGUGUUCAGAAAUAAAUCGAGAAAGUGACGAAUUACCGACUUGCGAUAAAAUAUGUCAAGGACUUCGCAGCUGUGGUAAACAUCAAUGUAAUGUUCGUUGCUGUCCUUCAGCCAACAAACCACGAAAGAAAAUUAUGUUUGGGCAAGAGCCAGAAGAGGAGGAUGAAAAUCAUCGAUGUACCUUUGUAUGUGAUAAGAGACUUAAAUGCGGCAAUCAUAAUUGUCAAUUGCCAUGUCAUCGUGGGCAUUGUUUGCCAUGUUUAGAGGCAUCGUUUGAAGAGUUGACAUGUCAUUGUGGUAGAACAAAAGUAUUUCCGCCAAUACCAUGUGGCAUGACAGUACCGCCUUGUCCUCAUGCUUGUAUACGAGAACCUCCUUGUGGACAUGCUGGAGUGGCUCAUCCUUGUCAUACAGAUUCUCAAACAUGUCCCCCAUGUCCUUACUUUGUUGAAAAAAUGUGCAUGUGUGGACGAUCAGCGAUAAAAAAUGUUCCUUGUCAUAAAUCAAAUGUCAGUUGUGGUCGAAUUUGCGAUCGCAUCGCACCAUGUGGAGGUCAUCGAUGCAAACGUACUUGCCAUUCUGGCGAUUGUCUCACUAAUGAACAGGGUGUCACUAGAAAGUGCACACAACCAUGCGGGAAACCUCGAAAUCUUUGCGGUCAUCCUUGCACUGCUGCUUGUCACGCACCUGCCAGAUGUCCAGAAGACAUACCUUGCCAACAAAAAGUUACACUCACUUGCAAAUGUGGCAACUUAAAACAAGAAGUUACAUGCUUUAUGAGUUCUCAAAAUUCAAUUGAAAAUAAAAAUCGAGUGCUCCAAUGCACCGAUUAUUGUGCUAUGUUGGAGAGAAAUAGACGAGUAGCUCAAGCAUUAGAAAUUGAGACGGGUGAAAAUUCCAGCUUGAAAUAUGUUCCUAAAUAUUCCGAAGAGCUUCUCAAAUACUAUACAGCUCAUAAAGAUUGGGCAAAAAAUAUUGAAUUUCAAAUCAAUGAUUUCAUGAAAUCAGAUAAACAAACUUUAGAUCUUAAGCCGAUGAAAGCACCUCAUCGUCAAUUUAUACACGACUUAUGUGCAAUAUAUAGGCUACACUCUGAAAGCUUUGACGAAGAACCAUAUCGAAGCGUAUAUAUUAAAAAGAAGAUCGACUCUAUAAUGCCUCCGUACACUCUCGCCCAAGUAGUAGCAAGUAAUGCAUCUGCAAGUGGAAGCACAACUUUAUCCUCUACAAUAUCUCCUUCUGCCUCCUCUUCAACACUUGAACAACUCGUCCGAAAGCCAAAACAGCCAGUCAACGGACUUUACCUUGCUGAAUUAGCAUUUGGGAUCACCCGUGAAGAACUGCAAAAAGAAAUUGAACCAAUCAUGGGUCGAUUCAAAUUCAUGGUCAAAUGGGUGGCUGAAGAAGAUGCUGUAAUAAUGCCAUACGUUGGUUCGAUGCAAAUGGACGAACUCGAGAUAUUGUUAAUGCGUCUUAAAUAUUCGGCAAAAGAAGCUCUUGUACCAAAGGCUAUAUGCGCAUGGGUUGAACUUUGUUGGGUCAGCUCUAAAUUCGAAGUUGUUUGGCGUGAGCGUGGAAAAAUUAUUAAUAAUCUUGGGAAUGUUAGUGGAUUAGGAUCUGGAAGCGAUGCCGAAGCAAAAUCACCUCUUGUUACGCUCCCGCCUAAACCUCCAAUUGGUAACACAAAUCCAUUCGAGAUUCUUUCGUCGGAGAAUAACAGCUCCGCGAAUUUGAAACAAACUGCAUCGCGACCUUUGUCAAAUGCUUGGAUGUCUAGAAGACAACAAAAUCAACAGUCGGUUGCUUCUUCGAGUUCCAGUCAAACAAAACCUUCCCAAAAUUAUUACAAAGGCUUCUUUGCUGGAAGUGAAGAUGAUGUUCCUGAUGAUUGGGAAAUGUUGAGUGAUGGUUCGUUAUAG